GCCGCCCACGCAAUGCGCUUCCGCGCAGGCCGCCUCCGCCGCCAAGGCGCCGACUUUAACGAGUUCCACCUCUCUCCGGGCCUCGUCGCCCACCCACAUUCCAAGCGUCUUCUCAUCGUUCUCCAAAACCUCGGCAAUCUCUCCGCUUCCUUCUACUCCCUCCCCGGCUACCAUUUCAUCUCCCCUGUUCUCGGCCUUCUCAUCUACGACGCCGUUGGAACGAACUCGACCGAGCUGGAUGUGAAGGUCACGAAGGAACCCAUUGAAGUGAACUUCUCCAGGAUUGGCGGAGUGGCGGAGAGAAAGGAGGAGCUUUUAUGUGCGGUGUUUGGGUUGGGUGGGAGGGUGCAGAUCUCGAGCAGAGGGAGAGUGUGCUCUGUUAAGGAGCAGGGGCAUUUUGGGUUGGUGGUGGAGGGAGGAGGAAGGGAGAAAGGAUUGAAGAGGUGGAAGGUUGUGUUGGCGACUGCGGCAGCGGCGGCGAUCGGAGCGGUGUUAAUUGGAUUGGUGGUGGUGGCGAUGCUGAAGGGAAAAAGGAAGGAGAGGAAGAUGGCGGAGAUGGAGAGGAGAGCUUAUGAGGAAGAGGGGCUGAGGGUGUCGAUGGUGGGGGAUUUGAGGGCAUAUACGGCGGCGCCGGUGAGGACGGCGCCGGUGAUGGAGAAUGAGGAUGGUUUGCCUAUGUGAGGGAGGGGGGAUUGGUGCGCUAGGAUGUCUAAAUGAAAGUUUUAUUUUU
Molecule: messenger RNA, 730 nt
Organism: Phalaenopsis equestris
Lineage: Eukaryota; Viridiplantae; Streptophyta; Magnoliopsida; Asparagales; Orchidaceae
Exons: 1
Coding region: 13-681 (222 amino acids)
Cellular component (GO): membrane
Source: RefSeq, a predicted model, not a curated record